AUGGCUGUCGAUAUAGAUACGAUCGUCGGCUACGUAGGGGUUGGUGGAUCGACCUGCCCCGAGGACAGCGUGGCUCUGGAGGAAGGAGGAUGCAAGUGUAUGUCGGUCUGUCCACCCAACAAGUGUCGACCUGGUCAACGGCCCGUUGAGAUCAGGCCGGCCAUCCCCGACACCCCCGGAAGCUGCUGUCCCCUCUACAACUGCACUUCCCUAGAUCCCAUAUCCUGGGCGGAUAUUGAGGAGGACCGUGGGACCGGCACGUGCAUAGACAAUCUGGGACUUCCGAGGUCUGCGGAAGAAGUUUGGCAGGAUGGUCCCUGCGUAAAUUGCGUCUGCGAGGAUGGCAAUGUCUCCUGUCAAGCGACUAUGUGCAAAAGCUGCGAAAACCCCGAACCGAUACUUCCUGGCGAGUGUUGUCCUCGUUGUCCGUAUCCACAUAACGAGACAGCGGUCUCAAGGCGAUGUCCUUCCAUGAGAGGCUGCGAGAAACGCUGCGACAUCGGCUACAUCAGGGAUGAAAACGACUGUCCUACUUGUAACUGCGUGAAGAAGACCUCGGAUUCUUCCAACGAAGGCAAGAUCUGUCCUGAUCUGCCACAUUGUGGGCUGAACUGCGGCCUCGUCAACGACGAGGGAGGAUGUCCCGUUUGCGCCUGUCAGGACUCCACUCCCAAGGACGUCGUCUCUAUCACCGAACAAGACAGAGACCAAAUGGUGUGUCCGAAGCUGAAAUGCGAUCUCCACUGCGAGCGGGGACUUCUCAUGGACGAAAACGAUUGCACUUUGUGCGAGUGUAAGCCCCACCAAGGAUGCGCGCCGCUCAACAAUUGCAGGAAGAAGUGCACCUACGGUUACAAGACCAACAAACGCGGAUGUCGGAUAUGCCGUUGUCGUGCAGCUUGCAUCGAUCAUCUAAAUCAGACGCAUCUGGAAGGCACGUCCUGGAAGCCGAAUUUCUGCACCACUUGCAGCUGCGACUCGAUUGGCAGGCUCAGCUGCAAGGAGACCGUCUGUUCUCUGGCAUGCACUGAUCCUUUGCCACCCAAGGAGGGAACUUGCUGCCCAACAUGCCCAAUAGUGGUACCCGGGGAAUCCGAUGGGGCUCAUCAGAGUUCGAGAGGCUGGGGAACGGUGCCGAUCACGGUGAUCGCCGUCCUGGCGCUUCUCUGUGCCCUCCUGAUCGUGCACAUCGUCCGAAAUCGAUUCCGUGGUCGUUUGUCUCCAUCGGAAGCAACGUAUGCCUCGUACCCGCCGCAGUACUACAAAUACGUCCCGGCGUACGAAACCUCGGUGCACCAGCACGAAAAAAUUGUACCUUUAUAAGAGACCUGGGCACCAUCCGCGACGGACCUUCGCCUCGUUCAAGCCGAGGGAGAUCGCUGCCUCGUAUAAAGCACCAAUAAGGCUACCGAGUUUAGAUCGAACCAGCCUCGAUUACCUUUGGAGGAAGCGCUCGGUCCAACUCCCACGAUAAGACAUAUCCUCGAAUCCUCAUAUCUCGCCCGAUGGGAAGAGGCCUGAUGCCUCCAACUGAAACGAGUCCAACUCCGCUCGACGAGAUAUUUUCCCAACUGCCACCUCGUUAACAUCAAGACGCGUUAAUCAAAUAUCCUUAAAAGCAUGAUUAUCUCCAAGAAAUUAGAUAUACCAUCCAAAAGUGUACAGAUUAAGAAGAUGUGAAAUACAAAAGGUCAAUCGUUCAUGAAACAUUUCUACAAACUGAGUGAACCGUAAUCGUUUGAAACCUUCAACAUGAACGUGGAGGUCUCAAAGUAGGCCCUGAAACUCAUAAAAUUUCAUUUUGACAAAUAAUUUCAAAAACAUCUAUAAAGAAAUUUAAAAAAAAUUGAAAUUUUAUGGAUGUUAGGACCUUCUUUAUAGCUUCCAUAUCCACAUUGUCAAGGUUGAAACGAUACGGAACACUUGGUUCGGUGAAAAGUUUCAUAAACGAGACCUCAUUGCGCCACUUUCGUCACCUUAAGGUACCUACCAAUGAUUGCCUGUACGCAUAGAUUGGAAAGAUAUCCAACACAUUUGUGGUUGUUUUAUUUUAUAUUUUCUGUUUUACUCCACUCUUGGGUGUGUCGUGAGAGAUAAGUGUAUUUCAUAGAUUUCGGAGGUGGAUCCCUCGGAAUUGCAGUUUGGGAUUGAAUCUUGCCCUCCAGGGUGUUUUCCCUCUUGUCGGGCUUUCGAGCGGAGCUGGAGAUACGGACACGACCGGAAAUAGCGAACCCAAUGCAUUGUGCACCGAACAGGCGCCAUAAAGUUGCCCAGUGUCCGUGCAUCACUCGCCCUUUCGAAAAGUUGAUCAUGGUAUCAUCUGUAACGAGGACGAUCGAUCGAACGAAGCUUCGGCGAUGAUCGGGAGUGCGCGCGCAUCACCGACGACCAGCAAGAUACGACAAUGAUGCAGGCAGUGACACUUCGGUCCGACAUGUCGGAUUUGUGAUCCCGCUAAUGAAGUAACCUUAACGUAGGUCCAGUAUUAUGCGUAAGAUGCGAAUACGAUGCCGUUGUCCGUUAAUCUGCCAGAACCCAUCCAGAAAAAGUCUGACAGGACGAAUCCGUGUUUUUACCAUUAAAUCGAAUGCACGUACAAAAUGGAAUGCUUAAAAAUUACAUCAAUAUCAUUUAAUUUGAGUCAAUGUCUUUAUUUUUUAUCAACUUCCCUAGUAGCAUAGAAUAAUUUCUAAAUAUUUCUUUGUAAUCUUUGCUGAAUGUUU
Orussus abietinus is the source of this 2723-nucleotide messenger RNA. RefSeq names its product cysteine-rich motor neuron 1 protein (gene cmpy). Gene Ontology annotation, molecular function: serine-type endopeptidase inhibitor activity; protein binding. The record is from RefSeq and is a predicted model, not a curated record. The transcript has 6 exons. Bases 1 to 1323 code for a protein of 440 amino acids. NCBI's taxonomy places the organism in Eukaryota, Metazoa, Arthropoda, Insecta, Hymenoptera, Orussidae.